This is a messenger RNA of Dinoponera quadriceps, 1703 nucleotides long. RefSeq names its product UDP-glucuronosyltransferase 3A2-like. Gene Ontology annotation, molecular function: UDP-glycosyltransferase activity. The coding region runs from base 44 to 1639 and encodes 531 amino acids. The transcript is spliced from 6 exons. The record is from RefSeq and is a predicted model, not a curated record. NCBI's taxonomy places the organism in Eukaryota, Metazoa, Arthropoda, Insecta, Hymenoptera, Formicidae.
CGGAAAAUAUUAUAUUUCCCCUUUCUGUGUUAAUAUCAAUAAAAUGAAACUGAUCACCGGUAUCCCGCCGAUCAUCGUCGCCCUAUGGUUCCUGAUUAUGAGCGACCUGGCACACAGCAAGAGGCUAUUGAUCAUUACCCCGGCUCCGUCCUAUAGUCAUCAGAUAGUAUUUCGGGCACUGUGUCUCGCUUUGCAUAAACGGGGACAUGAGAUAGUAGUAUUGACUCCCAACAUCCUAAACGAUCCUACGUUGGCCAACUACACGGAGAUAGAUUUUGGCUUCGAAUACGAGAAGAUCGACGACACCGACUUCAGUCAGAUCCGUUGGAACCUCACGCAGCUAGGCGGCCUGAAGACGAGAUUGCUGAGACUGGGUCACGAUAUCGCGGAGGAUGUUCUUAGUCAUCCCGAUCUCGUCAAGCAUUAUGCGAACGGGACCGGCGCGCAAUUCGACGCGGUAAUAGCGGAGAUGAUCAUGACUCCCGCGAUCUACAUGUUGGCGCACAGAUUCAACGUCCCAUUAAUAGGUAUCAUGUCCAUGGAUCUGCAAAACUGCCAUCGCUUCAAUCUCGGCAGCCCUGUGAUGCCGUCGCAUCCCUCCAACUGGGAGAUCGAGAACCUCACGGGGCUGCACUUGCCGUUUUGGAGGCGACUGAUAAAUUUCGUCAAGACUUGGUGGAACAUAUAUUCGUGGUUCAAUAAUUUCGCGAACAAGCAACAGGAGAUCGCCGAGAAAUAUUUCGGCAAGGAUAUACCGCAUAUCGUCGACCUUGCGAAGAACAUGAGCCUCAUCCUGAUCGAUCAAGAGCCAUUGCUCGCGUACGCGAGACCCGAGAUCCCGAAUGUCGUUCACUUCAGUGGUCUGCACAUCAUGAAGUCACCGCCGGUGUUAUCAAAAGAUCUGAAGAAUUUCUUGGACGGCGCAACGAACGGUUUCGUUUACAUGAGCUUGGGAACAAACGUGAAGAGCAAUUUAUUGCCGAAGGGAAUGCUGCAAACAUUUACCAAUGCCUUCGCCAGCUUGCCGUACAGGGUGCUGUGGAAAUUCGAGGACGACAACCUCGAGACGCCGCCUAACGUUUUUAUCUCAAAGUGGAUCCCACAACAAGGAGUAUUGGCUCAUCCGAACAUUAAAGUCUUCAUUUAUCAAGGCGGAUUACAGAGCACCGAAGAAGCGGUUCACUACGCUGUGCCGCUCAUAGGAAUACCAUUUGUUUUCGAUCAGGUGUAUCAAGUUAUAAAAAUGGUCUCGCUGGGUGUCGCCAAACAUUUGGAUAUAAUAGAACUUACGACGUCGGAACUGCGCGACACCGUGUUAGAAAUCGCCAGCGAUAAGAGAUACAAAGAUAAGAUGUUGGCGCUACGUGCCCUCACAAAGGACAAGCCUUACGAUAGUUUGGAGAACGUCAUAUGGUGGAUAGAGUACGUAAUGCGUCACAAUGGUGCGCCCCAUCUGCGUUUCAACGGAGUCGAUACCGCAUGGUAUAGGCAAUUUGAUUUCGAUAUCAUCGUGUUCCUAGCGAUAGCAUCGUUUCUGUCUCUCUGCGCUCUCUUAGGCGUCUUGAUGCAAGUGUCGAGAUUAUUGUACAAGUAUCACGACAGAAUAUCGUUCGCAAAGAAAAAAAUGAAAUUGAUGUGAAACAUUUUUUGCAAAUUAGUGGAAAAGAAUCGACAAAUUGUUGUUGCGUUCAUCUUAUCUAUCG